AUGCCACUCAAGUACACUCCAAAGCUGUGCACAGUUCCCAAGGUCGACCAGAUAACCACUCCAAACAAAAACAUACAGAGCUUCUUCAUGAGGAGCGAUGCCUCCUAUUAUGCAGAUGAGAAACACAGGAUGGCGAACUAUAGGGCUGACGAGCCCAUCAUUCAUGUUGUGAUCUGGAACAACAAGCUUAUCGUAGAGUCUGAGUCCGUUGACCUUGGGGACUUCUUCUACCUGACUGGAAUGAACACAGAAAGGUUUAAGAGCCUCGAAGAAUGUGUUGGAUGGCUAGGCAACCUGAUUUCUGAUGUGCUAAGGAAACUAGAGAUAAGGCCUAGAGGCUCGUUUGUUUCCCUUAUAUUCCAGGAUCUUCUGAACAGGACGGAGGUGCUGGCUCUGUGCAACCUCUUCAUCAAUGUCUUAUCUUUCAAAGGGAUUCUAAUAACGCCACGGAGUCUGUCUCAGGCGAUUGGGACUCUUUCGCCCAACUGUGUUGUUGUGAAUCUCUAUGCAAAUUAUACCACGGUAUGUCUUGUGGAAGACUUCUGGAUGCUAGAUGGAAUUUGCGUGUCGCGGGAAUGCAACAAAGGAUUUGAGCUUGUUGACUCUGUAGAUUUUGUCGAUGAGUUCAAUAGGAUCAAGGUGUUUGAAGAGAAGAACGUAUUCUCCUGCGACAAGUGUGACUACAAGGAUGAGACUGAGGCAAGGAUGGAGGCGCACUUUCUAUCAUUGCACCAGGAUUGCGGGUGCCACCCUGAGGUUGGCAAAGACGAGCAUUUCAGGAUGCAUCUAAGGGCCUACAGCGAGGAGGAAGGAGACAUUCAUGAGCUCAUAGCCAAGAGGAUGAACUACGUCCUUAGUAAGGAGAAGGCAAAGAAGAUAGGGGGCAAGGUGAUUGUGUUUAAUCAUGGCGGGGUAGGACUAUCUGAAGAAUGCCUAAGUAAGGCUUUUGAGGAGUAUGGGAUUAGUCCUGAGGUUUCUAUGUAUGAAGAACCCAACGAGAGCAUGAUUACGAAUGUGAUGGCUGCGUUUUCUGGGCUCGAGUGUGUCAAGGAGAUAUGGAUGACAGAUAAGGAAUGGAACAAUGCAGGGCUCCGGGUAUUGAAGGAGAAAGUUCUUUUUAUUAUAUAG
Molecule: messenger RNA, 1128 nt
Organism: Encephalitozoon hellem ATCC 50504
Lineage: Eukaryota; Fungi; Microsporidia; Unikaryonidae
Exons: 1
Coding region: 1-1128 (375 amino acids)
Source: RefSeq, a predicted model, not a curated record